This is a messenger RNA of Drosophila willistoni, 1830 nucleotides long. RefSeq lists its product as uncharacterized. NCBI's taxonomy places the organism in Eukaryota, Metazoa, Arthropoda, Insecta, Diptera, Drosophilidae. The coding region runs from base 1 to 1704 and encodes 567 amino acids. The transcript is spliced from 2 exons. The record is from RefSeq and is a predicted model, not a curated record.
AUGUACGGUUUACUCCGCCGCUUGGCCGGAGUCUCUAUUGGUUCCAGCUCCAAGGGUUAUGCUUCCUUUACACUUCGAGAUGUGGUGCGGGAGACCUCGGAUGAAGCCGGCACUUUGCUCGCCCGUUUCGCAAAGCACAUUGCCGUUGAAAGGUACAAGGACGAGAAUCAUGUCCUGUCGCCGACCACCAUUCGCUAUGCUGACUAUUUUCCCAUAACAGAUGAUCGUUAUUUCCAGCGAUCGGUGGAGAAGACAGCCGCCUCCCAGUUACCAGCUCUGAUUAUUCACGCUUCAAGUUAUAGAGCUAAUGCAGCGACUCCCAAAUAUGCCAUGGCAUUGAAUGCCCUAGAUGCUCAGUGUGUGAGUCAGCUGGACAAGAUGGAUACAACCACUGUCCUGGAAACAUUGUACGCGUUUCUCUUCUUGAUUCCCAACUGGCUGAAAAGAACAGAUUUCUAUUACAAGGCCGUAAACCGGUUGGCCAGAGAAUUUCAUCAUGACGAUAGCAAAGAGCGAUUCGUUCAGGUUUGCUUCUAUUUGGGUCUUCAGAAGAAGACGCAGAACACCAGCGAAUUGAGAUCUUUGCUAGAAUCUCAUUUGGAGAAGCACUUACCUAACUUGAGCGAAAUGGAUUUGGCUGUCAUUUGCAAUGCCGCGUAUAAGACAUCAACUUUGGUCACUGGAGAGCUUAGAGAAGCUUUUGAAUCAGCUCUAAUAAGAGGAAUUUUGAGUAUACAACUCGGCAAUGGCCAGGAUGCUCUACUUGUGUCAUAUGUAAAGUCUUUGCGCCUACAACGUGCUGGGACUGAAGAAGUGUGCCGCCAUUUGGCCAAUAUCUGCAUGAAUCCUGCAGAAAUCUCACAGCUCGAACCUCGUGGACUAACCCAUAUCUUGGCAUUUUUUGCCGAGCAGCUAUGGGAUCAAUCCGAUUGCCUCAAAGUUUUAGUCGAUCGACUGAGUCCCCUGAAUAUGCGUGCCAAGGACUUUGCCACUUUUCUUUGGGCCAGUGCACAACUAAAUAUCCAGUUUAGUGCUUCGCGACUUAAGCAAUUGGAAUUGGUAGCUCUUAGGAAAUUGGAAAAUCGAGAGUAUGACUAUUUCCCAGAUAAUCUGGUGGACACUUGCCUCUCCUUGAGUUGUUUUGGCCACUAUUCCAAACAGCUGAUCGAUGCUGCCGAAGAUUUAAAGGCCUCACAACGACGUCAACGUGCACAACCAAAAGUAGAUAGCCGUCUAACAACCCUGCGAUCUGCCAUAGCCAUAGAACAACCAUCUUGGUCCGAGCUGCAGAGCCAAGAAAUCUUCAAGGAGUUUGCCCGCACCCCAAGCUAUUUACUUAAGGAUCGUUCAGACUUAACCACAUAUGCAAGAGAUUUAACAUCAGAUGCGGAAAUUGAAGGUGUCGAUUUGGUUUGUCCGAUCAGUGGCAUUAACUUACCCAGUUUACGUGUUCAAACGGUCUCCAAUCCGUCGAAGAUAUAUUUUGUUGAGCUUCUCACUCCACAGCAGACUUUAAGGUUCAGCCAACAACCCACAUCGCUGAUGCGUCUUAAGCGUCGUCUUCUGGAGUCAUUGGGUCAAAAAGUUGUUGUGCUUCACUCGGAUAAAAUGGCAUCCAAUGCCAAAGAACUUCAGGAACUUUUGGAGGCGUCAAGCGAGACAAAAAAAGAUGAAAGCGAUGUGGCUUUAGGGCUCAGUAUAUAGAGAUCAUGUGAUAUGAAUAGAUGCUAUACCCCCAAUAACUUUAGCUUUAAUUAACAAAAAUUUAUGUACAUGUACAUAUUUAUUUAAAUAUAAAUCGUUAGAACUAAAUGUAAAAUUCAACAAUUA